This is a messenger RNA of Anopheles gambiae (African malaria mosquito), 5198 nucleotides long. Its product is annotated as neuroligin-3. The transcript is spliced from 14 exons. NCBI's taxonomy places the organism in Eukaryota, Metazoa, Arthropoda, Insecta, Diptera, Culicidae. The record is from RefSeq and is a predicted model, not a curated record. Gene Ontology annotation, biological process: neuron cell-cell adhesion; modulation of chemical synaptic transmission; presynaptic membrane assembly. Bases 1012 to 4818 code for a protein of 1268 amino acids. Gene Ontology annotation, cellular component: cell surface; postsynaptic membrane; synapse. Gene Ontology annotation, molecular function: signaling receptor activity; neurexin family protein binding.
CGAGCGCAGCAUCCGGCACCAGUUUCGGCUUGGUUGGCUCCGCUGCUGCUUUCAUCUCGCAAGGACACACGGGUGUCACGUCGUCCUCGCCAUCGUCGUCGUCGUCGUUGUCGUUGCCUGCCCGCUAGCUGGCUGGCGUAAGCGGUGCUCGCCCGUGCGAAGUGAGCCGUGCUGGUGGUCCGUGCCUGUCGUCGCCCGUCGUCGUCAUUUUGUUGACAGCUUUCCAAUUUCCACAGCCUCUGCCUGUGCUCACUCUCUCUCUCUCACUCUGUGCGCACUAGCUCGCACAUCGUUUCCCUGGGCUUUUGUAUCCGUAUUGUCUGCCCUGCCGUGCGUGGUUCCCGUGCGUGACUGGUGACGACUGGCCCCGAGCGUGUGAGCGCGUGUGUAAGGUGCACGAGAUUGCACGAGCGGUGGUUGCAGAUUCUUCCAAAACUUGCUGGAAGCGCGUAGCAGGCCGUGCCAACGCAGAAAACCAUCCACCGUUCGUGCGCCCAGUGCCCGUAUCGUGCGCCGUAGUGGAAGUGGGAAGAUUUAUCCGCGUGACGUGUUUGCAAAGCAAAAGGCGAAAAGUGGUGCUGUGUUUGUGUGGUUCGCUAAGUGUCUGUGUGUGUGCGAGUGUUUGUGAAAAAAAAAAGAAAAAAAAGCGUGCUUCAAGUGCACACGGCGGCAGUAGACAACGGGCGCGUGGAAUAGCCAAAAGGAUACCCUUAAACCACACCGAAAGAGGAGACCCGCGAGCUUCGCCCAGCAAGCAAGCAGGAGGAGCAAGGAGCAGCAAGGCUCAUUUCCGGGUGCCGAUCGAUCCGUCCUGGUAUGGCUGAAUGGUGGUGAGCGGGACAGCAGCAAGCCGAACCCGGCCAUCGCCCAGCCCGCGGACCACGGCAAUGGUCGUCGGCGCCAUCGCCCGCGUCGCCGGUUGGGAUAGUGCGGGGAGCAACGGGCCCGCCACCGAAGCAUGCUAGUGCCGCAUCCGCUUCCGACUACGGUCCAACAACGAUCGCGCCGCCAAUGAAGGCACUCGGGAGACGCGCGGACGGACGGCAACACUAUCGGCAACUGGCUGUAGUCUUCCUGCUACUCACGCUAUGGCUUACCGGGUCGGGCAGAAUGGUGCCGACGGGCGUGGCCGGCACUGGCCCCGGGCCUGCCACCUCGCUCAACAACAUCACCUAUAGCAACAGCUUGGUCAAGACGAAGUAUGGACCACUGCGCGGCAUCGUCUUCCGGACGGUGCCGGUGGUCGUCGAGGGCUUCCUGGGUGUACCGUACGCGUCACCUCCAAUCGGCAGUCUUAGGUACAUGCCACCAGUAACGCCGUCUACGUGGAAGGCGCCACGGUUGGUCGAUCGGUUUGCGCCCGUCUGCCCGCAGAAGCUGCCCAAGCUGGAUGGCACCGAUGCGGGCGUGCUGGGCGAUCUGCCGAUCGAUCGACUGAAGCAGCUCCGGCGGCUGGUACCGACGCUGGUCAACCAGUCGGAGGACUGUCUGUAUCUUAAUCUGUACGUGCCACACGCAGAAGAUACAGCACAUCGGCCAGAUCACCUCAAACCAUCAAUUGUAUAUAUCCAUGGCGAGUCCUACGAGUGGAACUCUGGCAACCAUUACGAUGGUUCAACGCUUGCAAUGAACGGGAAUGUUAUCGUAGUUACAAUAAAUUUUAGGCUAGGAGUUUUAGGUUUUUUGAAAACUGGUGCUAAGGGAAGUGCUCAGGGCAACUUCGGACUGAUGGAUCUCGUGGCCGGGCUGCACUGGUUGCGCGAAAAUCUGGUCGCCUUCGGGGGCGACCCGGCAAAGAUUACGCUGAUGGGGCACGGGACCGGUGCGGCUCUCGCCAACAUCCUCGCCGUCUCGCCGGUGGCAGGAGAUCUGAUUCACCGCGUGGUGCUGCUGAGCGGGUCCGCCCUUUCACCGUGGGCCAUCCAGCGGGAUCCGCUGUCCGUGAAGCGCAAAGUUGCCCAACAGACCUCAUGCACGGGCGACGUAGUGAACGAAGAUUUGGCCCCCUGUUUGCGGACCAAAUCACUUGCGGAGCUUAUGAAUAUAUCGUUGAGUAGUCCUAGAUUUUUGCCAGGAUUUGCACCGUUUGUCGACGGAACCGUCAUAACACCGGCCAAAGCGGCCGUUAUUAAUAAUCUUAAAAUACCGACCGACUCCGCCAUCGCCAGUACCAGCGGCAUCGAGUUCAGCAACUUCCACAAGCAGGACGUCCUGUUCGGGCUGACGACGUACGAGUCCUACCUCGAGCUGACGGCGGCAGAUCUCGAGUUCGGUUUCAACGAAACCAAGCGCGACCGCAUCCUGCGCACCUUCGUACGCAACACCUACCGGUAUCAUCUGAACGAGAUCUACUCGGCACUGAAGAACGAAUACACCAACUGGGAACGGUCGCCGAGAAGCGCCUACGGAUACCGGGACGCAGUGUUGGAGCUGCUGAGCGACGGGCUGACGGCGGCACCGCUCGUGCAGCUAAGCCACCUGCACAGUCUCCAGGGUGGACGGUCGUACUUUCUCCACUUUAAGCACCAGUCGCACGAGUGGAAGUUUCCCCAGCGAACUGGGUCCGUUCGAGGCGAGGAUGUGCCUUUUGCAUUAGGAUUCUCACCAUCACCGAUGUUUCCACUCACCCUCACCCGGCUGGACAUGCAGGUCAGCAGUACCGUGAUGCGCUAUUUGUGUAAUUUUGUAAAAACAGGAAACCCGAACGGGCUUCGCACACCACGGAUGGAUGUGUUCGUGAACAGUAACAAUAAGCGUAGCUGGAAUCCGGCAAAGAAACCACACAACGAGACGCUCAUGCGCCAGCUGGUGUCAUCCUUUCGCCAGCAGGAUCCACCGCCCCAACCGCGAAACCCACUUCCGGGCAUGCCGGCCCAACCGUUGCUAACGCCCGAGCAGGCGUUGAUGCAGCAGCAGCUCCAGCAGUACUACCGCAAGGAGCAACAGAGCGCCCGCCAGCCGAAGCAUUCGCGCCGGAAGCGAACGAGAUUUUCGAACGAUCUGCAGCGGUACGGCUCGAGCGAAGGGGCCGCGUACGGUUCGAGCGAGGAGGCUGGGACGCUGGGCGGCUCGAACGGCAACGGUGGUCGGGGCGGCGAUGAUGAGGACGACGAGGAGGAGGAGGAGGAGGAGAACGGUGAUAGACGGGACGGGGGCGAGUCGGGUGGUCGUAGUGAGACGGAGCCGAGCUACUACAGCGUGGACAGCGACUACGUGUACAGCGGGUUUACGACUAUCAAGUACAACCUACCGUUCUGGGGACACUAUGACACCACCAAUCAGGUUUUCAUGGAAAUAGGGAGCCAGGUUGUACCGAAGAGUCACUACCGAGGGCACAAACUUUCCCUCUGGCUAAGCUUGAUUCCACAGCUGCACUCUUCCUUCAACAUACCCGAACUGUCGAUGCGACAUCAUCACUUUAGCGAGGAAAAUCCCAUGUUCUACGACGGUCUUGUGCGGGAGCAAAUCAUAGAGCCGCCGCUGAUGCACAUUGGCUUUGUAACAUCGACCACCUCCAAAAUGCACAAAACGGAAACGAUCGCCUCCACCAUACUGCAAUCCAUUUCAACGGAGUGUCCCCCCAACAUCACCUUCAUCCAGACGGCUUCCGCUUCCUGGCCGCUGCACAACUCAGCGCUUCCCACCCAGCACGGUGACUCCAACCGCAGCCUGAUCAACCGGCUGACGAACAGCUACCAUCGCAGCUACUCGACCGCGCUGGCCAUCACGAUCGGCGUUGGGUGCUUUCUGCUCUUCCUCAACGUGCUGAUCUUUGUCGCGAUCUACUAUCAGCGGGAAAAGCGCGAAAGCAACUCCCGCAUGAAGAUCAACCUGCUCGAGCUGGAAUCGCGCCUGAACGUGGUCGAGUCGUCGUCGGGCGCGGUCGCGGCAGCAGCGGCCGCUGCCGCCGCCGCUUCCGGCGAGGUGAAGGAGGAAACGUCCUUCAGUGUUGCACCGCCACCUCACCAGGAGGACGAUGGACCGGCGUCCCACACGAAGGGUGCCCCGUUACGGGUGGCUUCGAGCGCUUCCAGCACCACUGCCACUAGCGCGAAGGCAGCACCCGGCGGUGGCAGUGGCCCGAACAGCAUACAGACAAUCGAACUAUCGCUGACACCGCACUAUCACGGGCACGGUCACGCUACUUCCAUGCGGCGCAGCAGCACCUCCGCCAUUAAGCACUCGCACAAGUGCGAACUUCAGCAGCAGCAGCAGCAGCAGCAACAUCUCUACCAUCACCAUCAAUCGUCCUGCAGCAGCAAUCGUACGGUUUCGCCGAAGAAAGUGUCCAUCGUGUCGCCGAACCCAUCGGACGACCAAUCCUCCUCCGGAUCGGCCUCCUCGCUCGGCACGGAUCAGGCACCGCCACCGGUCCAUACGCGCGACACCCGCAGCUACUCCGUCGUCAGCCUGCCCAAGGAGCUGUGCAAUCAGUCUACCCAGUACGAUCUGGCCGAAGUGUCGCAUCUGCUCGUUGGCACGGGCCAGCACCCGGCACCCCGACCAACGAUGGCCAGCACGGCGACCAUGACACGGAGGCGCGAUCUACGCGAAGACUUUCGCUCCACCCCAGCCAUCGGUGGCAGCACGCGAUCGUUGGCGACGGCCAAGGAGUACACACAUCGCGAUGGGUCCGAGCUGCACGUACCGGGUGGCAGUGGCAGUGCUGCGACAGGGAUAUUACGGCCUCCCUCACUGCACCAGCUGCACCAUCAGCAUCAGCAUCUGCAUCAUCUGCAUCAAUCGCAGCAACCAACCGAUGGGCCCGCCAGCUCCAGCAGCAAAAAGCGAGUGCAGAUACAGGAAAUUUCUGUGUAGAAAUGUUCCUGCCAACAUGUGAUGGGAGAAAACCUCCCAUUUUAGUUGUUUUUUGUUAUUGUUUUUUUGUACACACGAAAGUACUGAUGCGAUAGGGUUCGUUCGAUCGGUGGCCGAACGGGCGAACGGUUGGUGUAGGUCGAAGCUUGUACAUAGAAGAAAUAACUUACAAACAAUGUUGUGCUGUAUGAGAGCCAUAAUAAUUGGCAUCUUCCCAGAAACAGAAACAGAAUUCAUACUCACACACAAACAGACAGACACAGCAGCACAUUGGGACAAUGUGGAACGCGUGGCCGGUGCCACCAAUGCGUACACCAUGUGACGUUGUAACAAAACAGUGAUGGAAUAAAGUGGACAUGGUUGAUAUCUGAAAAAAAGUC